Messenger RNA from Neoarthrinium moseri, 1914 nucleotides. RefSeq lists its product as uncharacterized. Bases 1 to 1914 code for a protein of 637 amino acids. The transcript is spliced from 9 exons. Gene Ontology annotation, molecular function: flavin adenine dinucleotide binding; oxidoreductase activity, acting on CH-OH group of donors. The record is from RefSeq and is a predicted model, not a curated record. Gene Ontology annotation, biological process: secondary metabolite biosynthetic process. Lineage: Eukaryota; Fungi; Ascomycota; Sordariomycetes; Amphisphaeriales; Apiosporaceae.
AUGCAGUUGAACAUUAUCCAUCUUGCCACUCAAGUUCUUCUGGCGAUACCAUCAUCAUGCCAUCCUCAAUCCAGGGACUGGCGUAAUUGGCAGGUAGAUGCGACCACUGUGCAAGACACUUAUGACUACAUUGUUGUUGGUGGCGGACAGUCCGGCCUAGUUGUUGCCAACCGGCUGUCUGAAGAUGCUAACGCUAGCGUACUGGUAGUGGAAUACGGCCACUUCGAUAACAACCCAGAGCAAAUACAGCCGUCGAGCGUUCGCAAUGGUUGGCCACCGCAGGAUCUCUACAAUCUUAGCUCGGUCCCUCAAGUUGCACUCCUUAACCGCGUCCAGAAGGUUUAUUCUGCUGCUGUGGUUGGGGGCGGAUCAACGGUGAAUGGGAUGAUGCUUCAUCGUGGCGCAGCUGAUGACUACAACAACUGGGCUCUGCUCAACAACGACACUGGCUGGAGCUUUGAGGGCCUGUUACCGUACUUUGUCAAGCCCUCUCAGGCUCUAGUCGACCAAUUCAAUAUGACAUGGCACGCCGAUGUCUAUGGACAAGGUCCGAUCCAUGUCAGCUUCGCUCGGUUCCAAUACCCCGGGCUUCUUCCUCAGUGGGCGGGUAUGGAGGAAGUCGGUGUUGCUCCACAAGUUGAAGGUGCUGGCGGUCAUGGUUAUGGGGUAUACUGGUACCCUAAUGCGAUAGAUGACGCCACAGUAACUCGGUCUUACGCAGUGAGCGGCUACUAUGCUCCAGUCGCUGAACGUCCGAACCUGAGCCUUCUCACUGGCCACCGAGUGAACAAGAUCCUGCUAGACGAGACGCUCCGUGCGACAAGCAUCCUCGUUCAACCACGUGGUGAUCACGAACCUACAGAAAUUAUGACUCUUGAGGCGCGCAAAGAAAUCGUGUUGGCAGCAGGAGCACUUCAUAGCCCACAGAUACUCCAGAGAAGCGGAGUAGGGCCAUCGGCGCUGCUUCGAGAUUAUGGCAUCAAGGUUUUAGUGGACUUGCCUGGAGUCGGUUCGAACCUUCAAGACCAUCCCAUAAACCAUCUCACAUUCAACUACACGAAAAACCUUGACCCAAAUCCGACAGAUAUGCAAAGCAACGCCUCCUUUAUAGAAUGGGCAAGUCAGGUAUGGGAGGAGAGUAGGAAAGGCCCGCUAUCUACAACUACGGGUAAUACAGCUGCCGUUGUACCGCUCCGACAAGUGGCACCGGAUACGUGGGAUGACAUUGCGAGGGAGCUCUCGAACCAGAAUGCAACGCUGUUCCUUCCUCAGUCUUACACCAAGGAGCAAAUUGCUGGAUACGAAGCACAGCGGCUUCUGCUUGCCGACUCGUUCUCGAGGACGGAUAAUGCAGUCGUCGAGGUGCCAUUUUCAGGAGCCAGCAGCUUCAUCCUGAUGAUGACCAAAGAAGUCAGUCGUGGGACGGUGCUCUUGGACCCGGAUGAUUGGUAUGGCAAUCCGAUCGUGGAUUACCACACGUUUGAGAACCCAGUUGAUUCGAGAAUCAUGGUCGAAAGUUUCAAGUUCGGACGUAGAUGGCAUCAGACAGCGGCCAUCAUCCAGACAUUUGCACCGGUUGAAGAUAGUCCAGGUGUGAAUAUUACGAGUGAUGAGGCGUUACUCAAGUUCGUUACGAAUACCACUUCAUCCUCUACCGGGCACAUGUCGGGAACAUGUGCCAUGAUGCCACGGCAUCUUGGUGGUGUCGUUGGGCCAGAUUUGCUGGUCCAUGGCAUUACAGGCCUGAGCAUUGUGGAUGCUUCUAUCAUACCACUGAUUCCCGGCGCACACACUUGUGGCACAGUGUACGCAAUUGCUGAGAAGGCAGCGGACUUGAUUAAGCGGCGACACCGAGCAAAACCACCAUCACCGGACUCAUUUAACUUACCUCUGCGGAUGGAGAAGCCUCGCUGA